GUCUACGUACGCCUCCUCACCAUCACGAUCCACACGCACACAACAAGCACAACAACAACGACAACGACAACGACAACAACAAAAACAACAGCCUCACGUACCCUGGGACCGGUAUAUCACUUAGGCGACUGAAUUGCGCCCACGACGACCACGCUCCUGCCUUCGCUUUUGACCCCGUUCAAAUCCACUACCUACCUUACAUACUUCAUUCUCUCCGCUCGAGAGCGACACACGCCCGCGCUAUCAUGGCCGGGUACGCGAGCGAAACUGCGCCUGGCGCCGAGCAGGGAAGGCAGCACCAGUCGACGACACCUGCACCAAAGCGCAACAACCGCGGGCGCAAGAACAACCAGCCCACUGUGCAGGCGGAUGGCGCAAUGUCCGAUGGCGCGCUCAUCAACCCAGCGCCUUCUCCGCGACCGAAGAAAACGAAACAACGACAAAGUGCUGCGACAGCGCCAGCACAACAGCAACACGAAAACAUGGGCCAAGGCAAUGUGCGGAGAGCCCGGCCAGUCUCGUAUGCAGGUGGCAGAAUACCAGCGACGCCUGCCAAAGAACAAGCAUAUGCUGGACCUACAUUUCAGGCAUCACCGGCAGCCUCUGCCCUACCUAUGCCCAAGUUCUCCAAAUCAGUUCCAAACGCGGGUAUGCGAGGGAGCCUGUCGGCGAGGUUGGCAGCAGAAAAGAAGUCAGAUGCAGAGCAGUCGUCUCCAGAGACAGAUGUCGCAGCGCCUGCUCCACCUCCACAAGAAACGAUGAACUCUCCUUUGGACCUGUUCUUCAAGGCGGAUCGAGAAGAGAAGGCAAGAAGUGGGAGUGAGUCACUGUCUCCACAAAUGGCAAGGAGGUCUCAGCCGCCUGCGACUGAGCCUCGGAAUGCAUUUGGCCCGAAACGACAGAACGUUUUCCUGAAUGAUAUCAAUGGAGACUCGGACAUGCCCAGCCCACGGACGGUACCUACGAACAAUCAUCGACCGUACCUGGAACACAGGGCUGCGUCGUCUCCUGGUGCUCCGCAACACACUGCCGACUUUGGCGAAGAGGAGCGACGCGCCAACACUCAGUUUCUGAAGAACAUGUUAUUCUCUGCCGCGACUCGUCCCACGAAGACGCCAAACUCCUCCCAAGUGCGAACUGCAUCAUCUGGCUCUGCGACCCCAAAUGGUCACUUCAACUCUCCAUCGCCGUUCAAUCAGCCCGGAUCACAGUCCCGGCAUAGCGUUGGGCCCAUGACUCCACUGCCAACCUUUGAGCAACAGCAAGACAACAGCUCCUUGCACUAUGGAAAUAGAAAUCUCUCGCCGUUAUUCAAGGCCUCUCGCUCCGAGACGCCUCCGCGAUCUUCAUCACUUCGUCAAGAGGUAGCCAGCGACGCCGACUCUGGAGUAGCAAUCGGGGACUCGUAUAGUCCCACUACUUAUGCUCGCAAUUAUCUCCACCAAACGGCGAACACCGCGGGUCCGGUGGAAAUGCCUCAGCUUCCUUUCAACAACCAUCCUGCUUCUUUCUGUGGGCCUUCGAUUGGUUCUUCUACGCAACCCAUUAAUGCACAGCACGGCGUGCCCGCGCAAGCCGCGAGCACCAAUAAAGAAGAAAAUCAUGAAAUCUAA
Sphaerulina musiva SO2202 is the source of this 1613-nucleotide messenger RNA. RefSeq lists its product as uncharacterized. Lineage: Eukaryota; Fungi; Ascomycota; Dothideomycetes; Mycosphaerellales; Mycosphaerellaceae. The transcript is spliced from 2 exons. The record is from RefSeq and is a predicted model, not a curated record. The coding region runs from base 246 to 1613 and encodes 455 amino acids.